AGGAGGGAGGAGAGGAGGAAUGGUGUAAGCAGAGGAGAGAGGGAGAGGUGGUGCAGUUGAGCCAAGCGCAGGAGUCCGGACUGAUUCAGUGGGGAGCAGAACGGAGGUGACAGCGGAGAAUGGAGAGGAGCCCGUCCGCUCGGCGAGCUUUGACCGAGGAGAACCCGCUCGGUCCUUCCCUUCUGGAGCCAGCGCGCUGAGAGACACCGGGGAGGAAUUAGCUGGAAGGGGGGGCGCAGAGGAAAGGAAUGGCUGAUCCUCUGCGGAGGACUUUACUAGCAAAACUACGGGGGAAGAAGUCCAAAAAAGGAGCGACGCUCAGCGGUGGAUACGGGUCUGCUGCGGCGGCGAAUGGGGGCCGAGAAGGUAAAGAAAAAGUUUUCCCCGCGGAGGCUCGGCCGGUAGCUUUGCUCUCGGGGCUGGAUUUCACCACGGAGAGAAUGAGCACGUACGAGAAUUGCGUAGAAGGAGCGCUGGCGCACGCAGAGGGGGCCACCACGGCCCCGGGGAGCCGCGCAGCGGAGGUGGCUGGCUCACGUCCCCCGGAGCCCAGCGGCGGGGGCAGGGUUCACGUUAAUGAGCGGCUCCUCGGGGUGCCACUUCAAAGGGACGCGCAGUUUGGUGGGAACGCAUGCAGGGGGGAGGACCGGAGCCCCCGGGAGCCCAGGCCGGCGGGGAUCUCACUCGGGGGGCCACAUGUGCAGAUAAAGCGCAUCGUCUCGGCGCCGAGGCAGCGCAGCGUGGGGGAUUCGAUCGGCUUCGGGGACAGCUCCGGCCACGCGUUGCACCGGGCGCAGGUACGCGCGCAGGCGGGGGCGGUCAGAGCAGCCGUGGCGUGGGUCGCUGACGGCGACGCGCAGGAGAUCGGGGGCCGGGGACACUCACGGCACAUGGCGGGGACCGUAGUAGCAAAUCACGCCAACGGCACCGGGGACGUUGACAGCGACGCGCGGGACGCUCCCACUCGUGCGCGUCCAAACUCGGAGGAGAACGUUUUAAUCAGAAGCAUUGAAAGUUAUGAGCCGGGCUGUGCGAGGCUGAACGGAGAGCCAGCUGGAGGCCCCCAGAGCCCAACUGUUUUCCCCACCGACUUACCAGUGUUCGACUUCAAAGCGCAGCCUCCUUGCGCCACAGGAGGCUCGACGAGGUACCCUUUAGACAGCGACGACGAUGAUUACUACGACAACGAGAUUCUGCCCUUUUACGAAACAGCUGAACCAAAGCCUGACGCCAGAGCGGAGGCUGCAGGGCCGCAGGAUGCAGGGCAGGUAGGUGAUGGCGACAGCGCCCAGGAAACAGACAGACUCAGAACACAGCUGCAAGAGGCCUAUUAUCUCCUCAUAAAUGCUAUGAAUGACAUGAGCCUGGACGUGCAGGAGGUUAGCGGGCGUUUGGCUGAGCGGCACGCCGUCUCUUCGUGCAGCAGCCGUUCACGGGACAGCCUGUGCUCCAGGCUCUCCGUCAAAAACACCGACAGCGACUCCUGGUCCUCAGGAGGUAACCGCAGCUCGCAGCAGCUGUCUGACACCGAGUCCCUCCUGCUCUGCCUCACCGGGAAGCCGGACUCAAGGGCGAGGCUGAUCAGCAAGAGCAUGUCCGGCUUGGCACCGGCCAAAAGGCCCACGUUACAGCGAUCCGCCAGCGACGGAGUUAUCAGGUAUCGAGGCCCGCCGUCGUCCUGCGCCCAGGCCAGACGGGGAAGCGCAGAAGGCCAUCACGACGAAGGAGGUUUUGAUUCAAGAGAAGGCGAAGGGGCUGAAGUCUCAAAAGCAGAAGCUGAAGAUGGCGAGCCGCUGAACGAGAGCGGCGGCUCGGUCAACAGCCUCGCAGGUUCCACAGACAGCAACAGCGAAGCAGCAGCAGCAUCAGCAGCACUUCUCCGGAGUCAGGAGAGCAAGCAGGAGCAGGCCGCGGGCCGGACGCAGGCAGUGCGCUCGGUCAGCAAAGGCCACGGCGUCACCGUGAACAAGAUGCAAGAGUGGAUGCACAAGGGUCGCCUGCUGUCGACGGAGAUGAAGCAGCGCAUCGAGGGUUCACCUUUACCCCUGGGUGGAGGCCCGGGCCCGGACUGCUCCUCCCCUCAGCCUAACCUCGGCGGCUGCAAACCAGGGGUCCAGGUGCGAGGGAGUAAAACAGUCAAGGCUAAGUCGUCUACAGCCAAGCCAGCGAGACAGCAGCCAGCUUUCAUUGAGAAUUUCCAACCCCCGUGCGCUACGGGAAGAGAGGCGGGCAGGCCGACCAACGAGCCUUCGUCAUGGAGCCCGCAGCUCACCACCACCAUCACCGUGUCCAAAAAGCGCAACUGGCUGCAGCAGAGCUCCCAGCCAAGAGUCACUGCGCCAAGGAUGAGCUGCAAGGGAUGCUGGGAGCUGAGGAAGGCGGCCAGGGCUCCAAUCAGCUGCCUCUUCCUCCCAGUCCCUCGCCAGAAUUUGUGA
Molecule: messenger RNA, 2435 nt
Organism: Fundulus heteroclitus (mummichog)
Lineage: Eukaryota; Metazoa; Chordata; Actinopteri; Cyprinodontiformes; Fundulidae
Exons: 2
Coding region: 249-2435 (728 amino acids)
Source: RefSeq, a predicted model, not a curated record